CCAACUGUGGGAGAUUUCACUAAGACACAGCAUACCACUGAAACACUGUGAGGACUAACAGUCAUACUAUUACAGACUUCUCCUCUUAACUCCAAACCACUGCAAAUAAUUCUCCUAGAUUUGGAUUGAGCAAACAUACAACAUGUGUAAGGGAUUAGCAACACUGCCAGCAACCUGCUUAAAAAGUGCCAAAGACAUCAAACACAAGAUUGGCUUUCUGCUCCAGAAGCCUGAGUUUCCAACAGACCAGAAACAGGUCAAAGAGAAGACGACCGCUGUCAAGAGAGUUUCACCUGCUGAUGUGGAGAAAUGGAAGCUGUCCUUCAACAACCUGAUGAAUUGUGAAAGUGGUCGUACAGUGUUCACUGCGUUCCUGAAGUCAGAGCUCAGCCAGGAGAACUUGGAAUUCUGGAACGCUUGCGAGGAAUACAAAAAGUCUUCCCCAAACAAGAUGGCGGCCAAAGCUAAAGAGAUCUACGAACAGUACAUUGAGGCAGACUCUCCAAAUGAGGUGAACCUGGACUCAGCAACGCGAGAGGAGACCAGACAGAACCUGUCUAUUGCCGGCUUAUCCUGUUUCAAUGACGCCCAGCAGAAGAUCUUCAAUUUGAUGGAGAAAGACUCAUACAGAAGGUUCCUCCACUCCAAACUGAUCCAGGAUCUGUCCCUGUUGAGCACCACCACCCCACUCUGUGCACUGAAGAAGAUAGGAGGAAAAAUAGGUUGUUCUGAGAACAGAUGUGGUGCAUAGAUGGAGAUGGAGAGAGAAACAAGGACGGAUUGAAGAAUGUGUAAAAUUUUGUCAAUCUGUGAGGGAAAGAGCAGGUAGUCUUGAAGAGAAAACAUUAUUAUGAGUGGGUGGGGUUUUAUUUUUUCUGUCCAUUGUUCCAGAUAACUAUUUCAACACGCAUCACAAAUAGAUUACUUUUGAGACGAGGGGACGAUUGGAGAGGGAGAGAACUGUCAGAGUUAUUUUUCGGGAGAAAUAUGCUCCUGAAAGGAUGUUCCAUUCUCUUAUUUUCAUUGUUGUGCGAGGGUCUGCUUUCUUUACACUGACUAUCUUCCAGAUCUCUAAAAAUAUUCAAAUGGUUCAAACAAGCAUUUAGGUAUUUCACCCUGGUUAGUUCCCUGUGUCCCCUCAGUCUGGUUUUAAUCAAGGGCUCCAUGCUAAGUCAUGCUUAAACACCAAUAAUGAAAAUGCACUUCUUCAAACUGUGUUAAAUUAGAUUAUAGUUUCUGAAUGGAUUGGUGUUAAAACUUAUUUCACCUGACUGUUGUUUGUUUGACUCUGUUUUUCUGUCUUUACUUUACCUGUGGCCAGUUCAUGCACUGUUAAUGUGUAACUCGCUGGCCUUCUGUUAACCUGACAACAAAGUCAUGACUAUGUGAUGUUUUGAUUCACAACACAGGGAGAAACAAUCUGGAAUGACUUCUCUAUCCACCCCUAACACACACAGAGACAAACACCCACUCCCAUUUGAGCAAUUCAGCGACUUGCUUCAGCUGAUCCUUUCCUGAUGUGCUUAUGAAGUAAACAUAUUGAUACUUUAUCAUUAUAUGGUUAUUGGUAAUGCUAUUGAUAUCAUUAUAUGGUUAUUGGUAAAGCUAUUGAUAUCAUUAUAUGGUUAUUAGUAAAGCUAUUGAUACUGUAUCAUUAUAUGGUUAUUGGUAAUGAUAUUGAUAUCAUUAUAUGGUUAUUGGUAAAGCUAUUGAUAUCAUUAUAUGGAUAUUGGUAAAGCUAUUGAUACUGUAUCAUUAUAUGGUUAUUGGUAAUGAUAUUGGUAUCAUUAUAUGGUUCUGUAAGUUUUGUUAAAACAUUACUCCUACUCGCCUCCAAUGAUGAUGGCUACAUAUUUAUUAUACAAUGUAAUAAUCAUCUUCAUAUUUAUUUUCUUGUUGUUUUCUUGACACGUUUAUUCAUCAUUUAUUUGUGAAUAAAACGAUGCAUCAACAGA
This is a messenger RNA of Oncorhynchus nerka (sockeye salmon), 1955 nucleotides long. RefSeq names its product regulator of G protein signaling 4 (gene rgs4). Bases 143 to 751 code for a protein of 202 amino acids. The transcript has 5 exons. NCBI's taxonomy places the organism in Eukaryota, Metazoa, Chordata, Actinopteri, Salmoniformes, Salmonidae. The record is from RefSeq and is a predicted model, not a curated record.